Neurospora hispaniola is the source of this 3179-nucleotide messenger RNA. RefSeq names its product glycoside hydrolase. The transcript is spliced from 2 exons. Gene Ontology annotation, biological process: oligosaccharide metabolic process; protein N-linked glycosylation. Gene Ontology annotation, cellular component: endoplasmic reticulum membrane. The record is from RefSeq and is a predicted model, not a curated record. The coding region runs from base 307 to 2808 and encodes 833 amino acids. Gene Ontology annotation, molecular function: Glc3Man9GlcNAc2 oligosaccharide glucosidase activity. Lineage: Eukaryota; Fungi; Ascomycota; Sordariomycetes; Sordariales; Sordariaceae.
GCUUCAUCGUCAUGGAACGUGUUCAGAAAAUAGCAGGAAACGAGCACCAUCACAACUUCCGACCCGCCCCCAUCAUCGAGACCAUCUCGCUGUACUCACUGGAACUGGACGCUGAUUCGACAGAACCGAAUCAAUCUGCCGCCAGUUCCUCAGUUUUUCACCAAACACAAACCUGUCGAAAAGUACUACCGAUGCUCAUCAGGAGAAGCUAGAAACAGCUACACCGAACAGCUAUCCCAAAGCUCAAGGUACCGUACCCCCCCUCCUACCUCGGGACCACCUCCAUCUUGGGAACAACAUCAAGCCAUGGCGCCACCACCACCCCGGCAACCGCGCCAAUUGAGCUUGGUGCUCACCCUCUUCCUCCUCUGUUUCAAUGUCCUCUUCGGCCAAGCCGCCGCCCAAGAGGACGAGGCCAUCCUCAACAGCGAGAUUGCUCGACUCAACAACCAGAGCUUGCUAUGGGGUCCCUAUCGUCCCAACCUCUACUUUGGCGUCCGCCCCCGCAUCCCCAAGGCCUUGAUGACGGGUCUGAUGUGGGGCAAGGUUGAGACAUACACCGACUACCAGACCUCUCUCCGGUACACAUGCGAGCAAAAUGAGGGCAUGAAGGGUUAUGGCUGGGACGAGUACGACACUAGGAGGGGCGGUGUUCAGUCCAUCCACGACACCGAGAACGGCAUCGACAUCACAACCUCCUUCGUCAAGGUUCCCGGCGGCGCGACCGGCGGUAGCUGGGCUGCCAGAGUCAAGGGUCGGCUCCAAGAAGGUGUACCCUCGGACCGCAAGACUGCUGUCAUCCUCUACGUAACACAGGAGGGACUUGGCACCCUUGAGGCGGCCAAGGGAGAUGAUGAGAAUGGCUAUGAGGGCCAUGUCACCCUCAACGGCAACUCUGCCGCCCUCGGAGACUACAAGCUGGUCCUCACCAAGGGCAAGGGCAAGCACCCCAAGAGCGACCACAAGGUCACCGAAGUGCGUGGUGAUGCCCACACUGUGGUUCAGUCCUUGACCUACCAGGAAGAGUUCCUUUGGCAGGCCAAGGGCAUCGUCUUCAAGCAGCUCAAGGAAAGUGUCGACGCUUUCGUCGAAAAGUACUUUGACAAGGAAGACCCCCCACCGGCCUGGCAGGUAUUCCAGCUCGAGAAUCGCCCUGGAGCUGGAAAUGUUCACAUCAUUCAGAGGGUCUUUGAGGGUGACUUUGAGUUCGACAUUUUGUUCUCCAGUGCAUCGGCUGGCAAGGAGCUCUCAAGUGCCGAUCUGACCAGGGAGAUCCAGGAGGCUACUGAGUCGUUUGGUGAACGCUUCUCGAGCGUGUUUGCCAUCAAGGCUCCUUUUACCGCUGAAAAGUAUGAAAAGUUUGGCAGGAGCAUGUUCUCCAAUCUCAUUGGCGGUAUCGGUUAUUUCUUUGGAGAGUCAGUGGUUGACCGUUCGUAUGCACCCGAGUAUGAGGAGGAUCACGAGGGAUUCUGGGAAGAGGCUGCUGCGGCCAGAGCUCGCAACAAGCCCACCCUUGAGGGCCCUUAUGAGCUCUUCACCAGCGUCCCUUCCCGACCCUUCUUCCCCAGAGGCUUCUUGUGGGAUGAGGGCUUCCACCUGAUUCCCAUUGCAGACUGGGACAUUGAUCUUGCCAUGGAGAUUGUGAAGAGCUGGUACAACCUCAUGGACGAGGAUGGCUGGAUCGCUCGUGAGCAGAUCCUGGGCGCAGAAGCCAGGAGCAAGGUUCCCGAGGAGUUCCAGACCCAGUACCCCCACUAUGCCAACCCUCCUACGCUGUUCUUCAUUGUCGAUACCUUUGUCAACAGGCUGCGCAACGCUAAUGGCACCAUGCCUGCUGUCAAAGAACACCUCUCCCAAGGCGUCUCUCUUUUCAGUGCGUCUAUCGACAACGUUGAGGUAGGACUCGAGUAUCUCCGCCGCCUCUACCCGCUUCUUCGCCGCCAGUUCUACUGGUUCAAGAAGACACAGUACGGUGACAUCAAGUCCUACGAUCGCGACGCCUAUUCCUCCCGUGAGGCUUAUAGGUGGCGCGGCCGCACCCUCACGCACUGCUUGACCAGUGGCUUGGAUGACUACCCUCGCCCUCAGCCACCUCACCCUGGUGAGCUCCAUGUCGACCUCAUGUCGUGGGUUGGCCUAAUGGCUAAGUCGCUGGCCAACGUCGCCGAAGUCAUUGCGCCCGAGGAGGUUGAGGAUUACACAAAGGUUCUCGACGGAAUCGAGCACAAUCUCGAUGACCUGCACUGGUCUGAGAAGGACGGCUGCUACUGCGAUGCCACCAUUGAUGAGUUUGAGGAGCACCAACUCGUGUGCCACAAGGGAUACAUCUCCCUCUCCCCAUUCCUGACUGGUCUGUUGAAGCCCGAUAGUCCCAAGCUCGGCAAGAUUCUGGCCCUUAUUGGUGAUGAGGAGGAGUUGUGGAGCCCUUAUGGCAUUCGUAGCCUGAGCAAGAAGGAUGAGAACUACGGCACUGCCGAGAAUUACUGGAGAAGUCCCAUCUGGAUCAACAUCAACUACCUUAUCAUCACCCAGCUUCACAACCUUGCAACCCAAGAAGGGCCCUACCAAGAGACGGCCCGCGACAUGUAUCAAAGACUGCGCAAGAACGUUGUCGAAACCAUCUACAACAGCUGGGAGGAAACUGGCUUUGCGUGGGAACAGUACAACCCGGAAACGGGCAAGGGUCAGCGUACACAGCACUUCACCGGCUGGACCAGCUUGGUGGUCAAGAUCCUAGCCAUGGAGGACCUGCCCGAGGCUGCCCCAGUGGCCCCGGUUGAAUCACAGUACGUCAAGGACGAGCUAUGAUGAGAUUGAGCUGUCGUCUAAUCAGGCUACAUCGCUAGAAACGACAUACCGGAGUUGUAAAUAGAGGUGAUGAAGAGGUAUGGGCUGUCUUGAAGAAAUAUCACUGUAUCGAUGGACAUGACCGCUUAACUACGUGCCACUGUCGGUUGUCCUUUGUUUGGAUAUUGUCUUGUUAAGGCUUGUGCGUGUGUAGUCAGGGGGUGGCGCAGUUUGGUCUGUGCCAUAUACAACCCUAACCCGGGACCCUUACUCUGCUGUAAAAGGGUGCUAUAUUUGGCCCAAUGUAGCUCUUUGCUCCGGAGCCCCGCGAGGCACCCCUGACUCUAAAGUUACAGUUACGUGAUAAGCCCAGGUCCGGGCAUCAACAUGGG